Molecule: messenger RNA, 4611 nt
Organism: Pseudomyrmex gracilis
Lineage: Eukaryota; Metazoa; Arthropoda; Insecta; Hymenoptera; Formicidae
Gene: Su(Tpl)
Product: RNA polymerase II elongation factor Ell
Exons: 10
Coding region: 890-3139 (749 amino acids)
Biological process (GO): positive regulation of transcription elongation by RNA polymerase II; snRNA transcription by RNA polymerase II; transcription elongation by RNA polymerase II
Cellular component (GO): transcription elongation factor complex
Molecular function (GO): cis-regulatory region sequence-specific DNA binding
Source: RefSeq, a predicted model, not a curated record
CGUCAUCGCGUGAGGACGGUAGAGACCGUCCUUGGUUCAACUGUCGGGUUAAUUCGUUGCGCGCGACGCGAUUGGUCGACGGCUCUUCCGUAAGCCCCGCCUACCAGGUGGCUGUUCGAAAGUAUGUAGUUGUGUUGUCUUACGCCGAAACGACAAGCGCUGCUCUACUCUCUCGUUCGACUCGGAUUGAAUCGCAAGAAAAAUUCGAAUUGAAUCGUGUCGACGUGAUAAUAUGAGACGGUCGAGUGGGAGUCGCGUUGAUGAGAAAACGCGCUCGAGGGUGGAACUCGGUCGUUAACAUCGUUCACGGGGGUGCUGCUGCCACAUACAGUGAUACCGUAUCCGGGGGGAUGUCUCAGCUCUGAUCGCGAGUGCAUCGUGAGAGGAGAGAGAGAGAAAGAGGGGUAAAGGAGAGAACAUACGGAGACGUGUGAAGAAGGCGCGAGAAGCGGUAGCGGAGACGGAGGUGUGUAGAAGGAAAAACACGUUGCACGAAGAAGCAUCUCGGCGCCGCGGAAGUUCCGGUUCAGGAUUUUCCGUCGUUCGGUAGUUAUCCGGUGAUUCGUUACGCGCGCCGCAUGGCGCGAAUUUCGCGUCGCGUGUAAAAAUUCAUUGACGGUGAAAAAGACGAGAGAAUAAAUAGAGAAAAAUAGAGAUAGAAAAAGAGAGAGGGAAAACAGAGGGAGAGAACGCGAGUGUAACGAGAGAAGUGCGUUAUCGUCGUGCGCCGCUUCACGGUACAGGGAGGGAGGGGGGCUCGGAGAGCAGAGGCUCGCAACGGAGGCCGUCAGCUGUGUGCUGCGCCGCGGGGACGUGAGUCGGUGCGCAAGUGCGAGCGGGAUAGAGCGACGCGACCGAGCGAGACAGCGAGAAGCCCGCACACGGCGAAAUGGGCAACGAAGAAAUGGCGCUGGUGCCAGGUGUCCAGUAUGGUUUAUCAUCGCAAAGUAAUUUCAACCGUAACAAGUCGCUAAUCUUCACCAAGCUUACUGACUCGUCGUUUCGUGCCAUCCAGGAGUACCUCAAGAAUCGGACUAAAAUCAACGGCAAACCUACUAUACAGUUCCUACGCAACGAGGGGCACCUCGAAAUUCCAUCCACCCAUGGACCAUCCGUAUUCAACUUCGCUCUUUCCAGCAAUCAAGAUAUUCAGGGUAGCUUCGAAUGCGUCCAUCAAGCUGGCCCUACGACCCUCGAGAGUCUCGGUUCUCUGCCGAUCAAAAUGCGGAUACAAGCGAACGACGAUGUUUACGAGACCACCAGGCAUAGAAUGGCGGUCGCCGAGGAGAAUAACAAGAAUAAAUGCACCAGGGUGAUCAAGCCGAACGGCCCGGAUAUCGGACGCAAGGUGAAAGUGAAAGGAACUGGAAGAACAAUACCGCCUCCGUCGUCAUCGUAUCCGAGGCAUCGGGAUUAUAUGAGCAUUCCAACUUCCGGCAGUAGCCAGUUCAGAUCGUCAACCAGCAGGCCGCCCACUAGCAGUAGUAGUAGUAAUAGCAACCACUCAGCGACGGCUCGCAGUCCGCAGGAGAAAAAAAUCAUUUCCGAUCUUAUGCGUAGGCCACUUAAGGAAAGACUUAUUCACGUUCUUGCUUUGAGACCUUACAAGAAGCCCGAACUUUACGAUCGUAUCAACAAAGAGGGUCUAAGGGAGAAAGAGAAACCCAUCAUGUCGACCAUUCUGAGGCAAGUGGCUUACAUACGCGAUAACACAUACCAUCUGAAUAGGCAUAUCUGGAACGAUGUGCAGGAAGAUUGGCCCUUUUAUAAUGAACAAGAGAGGGCGAUGCUAAAGAGGCGGAAACCUCAGAACCUUACUCCACCCGGUUCGAGUGAUGGUUCCAGCGGCAGUGGUCAGUCGCCCAAUUCCAUCCAUGCAGGCUCGCCGCCUGCAAUCACAGCGCCGCCGCCUAGUCUGCUCAACAAGAGACCUGGUUAUUAUCAAGGUAGCGAUGGUUUACCAACGAAGAAACCGCGGGUUUCGCACUACAAAAGACCCGAGCCUAUCCCCUUUAUCGCCGCCAGCGACAAGAUGUCCGACAAUAGCAACAGUUAUUCUAACAACAAAAGUCCCAGUGGUGUUAGUGCAACCGUCGGUGGUCACCGUGUCGUCGACCACAUCGUCGAACGUUCCACCGGCGGUAAUAGUGCUUGUGGUGGUAAUAAUAACAGUGGUGGUGCUGAUUAUAACAAUAGUGAUAGCGGCGAUAUCAUUAGCAAUUGGGGAUCGAGACAGCAAACGCAACGUGAACGCAGCAACCGUGCCGAUUAUCGAGUCGAAAGGACAGCGAAUAGUGAUGUGCGAGACGCCGGAAGCGGCGGUCCCGCCGUCAGCGCCAACGUCACAUCCACGGUUAUUUCCAAUCGACCAUCGUGCCUCAGCCUGACAUCUUCGCCCAGCGCUAACGAGAGGAACAAUCAUCACCAGAGCGGACACGGUCGCGAUAGCAGCAACACGACGACCAGUGGAAGUGCCAGGAGCACUGGCAGCGCCGAAAGAAGAGAUAGAAAUGACAGGAAUCGAGGUGUGAGAGAAGAUAGGAACAGGGAGAAAGAAUCCAGGAAUAGAAGUAGCGUCCCGAGCAGCGCGAGCUCGUACAACGAUAGCAGCAACAACGCUGCUGCCUACGCCGAUAAUAUCAAUGACAAUGACAUCGCAAUACCGUUCUGUGACCUCGGUAGGACCGAAGAAUAUCCUGACUACCUCACGUAUUACACGACAGUAAGCAGCGCGGAACAGAGAGCUCGUUACAGGGAAGAUUUCGAGGCAUUAUAUCCGGAGUAUCGCCAAUUGUACUCCUCAAUGGAUAACAGAUCGCGACUCUUCAAGGAGAUGUAUGACGUAUACGACGAAUGUAAAAAGUCUGGCGACGCAGCAAAGACCGAGGAACUUCAACACCAGAUACAAAACGCGUACGUUUAUUAUAAGAAAGACAAAGACAGGUUAAAUGAAAAGAACCGGUUCGAUUAUCUGCACGGAAAGCUGAGCCAUAUAAAGAAACUUAUUAUGCAAUACGAUGGUACUUUUCUCCCUGAGUUUCCUGCAAUAAUGGGAAAUAAUGCUACGCAAACUGAUCUGCCUAUCGCCGAUGCUAGUACCAACGUGAAUAUCGGUGACUUCGACAGUCGGCACUACUGACACAAACUGAAAAGGCCACCUUUUGUUCCUCGCCUCCUCCUCUCGGUUGUUGGUAUGCUACUAUCGACAUUGUCGCAGAAUCUGCAUUUUCUCGGCAAGUUCCAAGGCUGAUCUUUCACAUGGUUCCUGGGUUCUAUCGCCGAAAAGUCAACCUAAUUAAAAAUAUUUAGAGAUUGCGAAAUCUCUCGUGUAUUGUAAAAAUAUCUUGCAAAAACCUCGGCAAAUGUAUAUCGCGCACGAUAUACUCUUUUUACUUGAUCCUUCCUUUUUGCGAGAAUCGACGAUCGUUCUCAAAGAUACCCCCCCCCCUCCCAAUUUACACAAUCUUACCGAUUCCCGCUGUCAUACACGACGAGUCGGGCAAGGUUCGCGCGUUAACUUCGACCAAUGAUAGUUCUUGGUAUAUCGCGAUACGUCGUGAAAGCUGACGACAAUCGAGCACGUUCAAGAGAGCGAGAUAAGCGAAAAAAAAGAGAAAACGUCCAUCCGGAUUAGAGAAACGUUGAUAAGGGCAUUUUGACGACCAGUGAAAUGCGUUUGUGUGCGGAUAUGUGAAGGGUUGAAAAAACUGGUCCCGUAACGACUGAGAGUAACGUUAUAGAGAAGCGAACAGAGAAACAGCGCAAUAGGAAAGAAAUAGUUAAAUGCUGAUAUGUUACUUAUAUACCGUACGCACGUCCAAGUGUGUCGUCCAGUUUUAAGAAUAGAUAAAAGAAAAAUAAAAAAAAAAAAAAAUGAUACGAUUGCGAGAAGAGAGGGUCCAAGAAAUAAUAAAAAAAAAAAAAAAGGCUUAUCGCGUGCCACGUCCGGGUUUCUUUUUGUCCGCCGGAAGGAAGAAAGAAAACUGGCUCGCAAUUACACAUAUAACAUAUGCACACAUUUUAUCUACGAGCUGGCACGAAUCUAUCGCGCACGAUUCGUGAGUUGCUCGUCGCACUUUAAGAAAACGGCGUGAAAAAAAAGCGAGUUACCUUCUUACAUACGAGAGAGAGACCGUAGGACUUUGUGAUUUUAAGGAUUUUUGUUAUCUUCUUCGUUCUUUUUUCCUCUGCUAGAGAAAAGAAAAACUUAUUAUAUUGAUCCUCGAAUCCAUUGACAAAAGCAGCGAGGCAAGGGUUUAGCUUUAAAGAAAGACAAGAAAGAAGAAUAAGAGAGAAAGAGUAAUCCGCCGAACAACAAAGUAAACAGAGUGUAAUUUAGUUGUGUGUACAUUGAGGUAUGAUAAUCAGUUUAUAACGAACCGAAUAUUUAAUCAGAAUUUUAAUUACUUUAAUUUUUAAUUUUAAAAAGACUGCGAUAUGUGCAAGAGCACGAUGAUAGGUCUUCGUACAAUAUUUUGUUUUUUUAAUCUUAAUCAUUGAGAGAGAAUAAAAGAAGCGUUUGGCGUAACUGCAAUUACAAUUUCCAUACAAUUAGACAAAACAAAAAUUACAAAAAAAAAAAAUUUGAAGAGAAAAUUUUUUAAUGAUUAA